Messenger RNA from Fusarium oxysporum Fo47, 681 nucleotides. RefSeq lists its product as uncharacterized. Bases 1 to 681 code for a protein of 226 amino acids. The record is from RefSeq and is a predicted model, not a curated record. The transcript is spliced from 3 exons. NCBI's taxonomy places the organism in Eukaryota, Fungi, Ascomycota, Sordariomycetes, Hypocreales, Nectriaceae.
AUGCCUUCUUCCAACCAGAUUCUUUCCGUCCUUGCGGCCGUCGCCGUCGCCACUGUCAACGCCGCUAUGGGCCCUGCCUUUAGCACUGGUCCCGUUGGCUCUGGUUCCUGGAUCCGUGAAGCUACUUCAACUCUUGUCCUUCCCGAUGUCCCCCAGGGCUCUACUGGUGUUGCGUCUCUUUGGGUUGGAAUGGGCACUGACAAGGGCGACCUGAUCCAGUCUAUUGCGGACAACUGGCAGUCCGACGAGUGGAGCAUCUUUGCUUACACUCUCACCAAGACCGGAGACAACUCUCAGCUGCCUGUCCAAGAUGAGCACCAGACUCCCGCCAAGAAGGGUGAUCGAGUCACCAUGCACUACAAGUAUGAUGCUUCAACUCAGGAGUACGUCCAGUACGUCUCUAUCAACGGCAAGCAAGUCUCUACUCUCUCUACCUCUAAGGGCCACGAAGCCAUGGGCUUCGGCAGCUCAGUUGAGUGCGGUGCCUCAGACUGCGGAACCAUUGGUGCUCACCGUAAGUGGCAGUGGGUUGACACCAAGAUCAUCCUUGACACUGCCGAUCCCAACUACAUCCAGACCUUUGGUAAGGGUGAGGGCGUUACUGGUGGCGAGAUGACUACUAGCGAUGGUGGCAAGACCUGGGUUAUUAGCGAUGUUAACAUUCCUUCAUUUACCUUUUAA